Pisolithus orientalis is the source of this 871-nucleotide messenger RNA. RefSeq lists its product as uncharacterized. Lineage: Eukaryota; Fungi; Basidiomycota; Agaricomycetes; Boletales; Pisolithaceae. The record is from RefSeq and is a predicted model, not a curated record. The coding region runs from base 38 to 811 and encodes 257 amino acids. The transcript is spliced from 5 exons.
CCCUAACCCAAUUAGACACUAGCACUUGACACGACAAAUGGCGCCGUGUCAUCGCUGCUCACAGUCUCACAACUCACCACCACACGCUUUCUUACUGACGUGUCGCGGGUGUCAUAGAAGCUGGCAUCACAGAUGUCAUAUCCCCCCGGUGGAAGAUAAAGAACUCAUCCGCCGUAUUCACGCCACUACUGCUGGAAACCAGGCGGAGGACUUAGCUGCGUGGUUAUGCAAGCGAUGCAAGAAACACAAUGGCGAUGGAAGUGAUAACGCAGCAGCGUCCACAGCCAUCAUAUCAAGUGGGAUAACCAGUGCGACCAGUGCUUCACCGACGGUCGCGACUCCUUUGGAAUUACCAUCAGCGAAGAAAUCUGAUAUAAUACAGGCGCCAGCUCCCCCACAGGAUAUUGAUGUCGAUACCAGCCGUAACAACAAUGCUGACGUAACGCACACACCAGCUCCCUCGCAGGAUGUGGAAGUCGGUAACAGCCGUAACAACAACAAUGAUGAUGAUAUUUACGGACCUCCUGUGGAGCGCCGUGUCAUCCGUAUUUUCCCCUCCCUAGCAGAAGAACUACGAGAAAAAACUCCAGCACAGAGAGAUGUGAUGUACAGUGGCCAUCAUGAAGCCAGCAAGGCUUCUUCAACAUCAGUUCUCGAGGCUCGCCCAACAAUUCACACAAGGAAAAGGUUCAAGACUAGAGCAAAAAAGUUUGAGGGCUCUUCUGAGGAUGGUUGCCAUCCAUUCUUUUUUCUUAUUGAUGACUGGUUACGAGAACGUCGUCGUGAUAUUAGCGCCCGCCGUGUAGCAUAAUACCACUACCCCAGCUCAACCUGAGUACUAUAGUGACUACUGAGCCAAUGCAGCAGUUUG